Arabis nemorensis is the source of this 3111-nucleotide messenger RNA. The record is from the annotation of a GenBank genome assembly. NCBI's taxonomy places the organism in Eukaryota, Viridiplantae, Streptophyta, Magnoliopsida, Brassicales, Brassicaceae.
AUGCCUUCGAAGAAGAAGCAGUCGAGGACACCAUCACGUUUAUCAAAUGGGGAACCGCCUGAGUCGCCAAGAACUCCGGCGUCUUCAACAACGGGUCGAGAUACAGAUUCUAUCAACGAAGAGGAACUCAGGCGCAGUAUUGAAGAAGCUUCCGCCGCGUUUCCUUCUCUUAUCGGAAAAUAUGCAUUAAUCGGAAGAGUAGCUGAUGUUGCAUCUGAGUCUAUCAGAGGCUGUAAGAUUUGGUUAUCGGAAAAUUCGAUGGUCGCUGCUUCUCUCAGCCCUGGUUCUACUGUUUCGGUAUCAUUGGCUUCUCUAGAAGGUAGGUUUUCGAAUAGCUUCGCACUCAGCUCGAUAAAAGCUGAAUAUGGAGUUGAAUGCGAGAGUAGCACCAUUGAUGAUGAACCAGGGCACUAUUUUGUUCUUGCCACCGUUUUCUCUUCUUCAAAGGUUUUGAAAGAUGUUGUUCGUAUUUCGUCAAAUCUUUGCUAUGGGCUUGGUUGCCCUGUAUUAGGCAGGACUGUUUUUGUUUAUCCUGUUAGUGGACCUUCUUUAAGCGAUCAAUGCAACGGGAAUGUUGGAUUUCACGGUAAUGUUGUUGAUAAUCUUUCGAUGGUUGCCUGCAAAGAGUUGUGUUUGGAGUUGACUCCCUUCAAGAAUAUGUUACAAGUUAAAAAAGAUUGUCUUUCUAUUGAGAAGUUUUCACUUGAAAGUUCUCACGAGCAGAAUGGAAAUGGGCAUUCAACCCCUAAGACACCAUCAAACUUGCAAAAGCUUAGUUCUCAUCGCCCCAAUUCUCCUUCUUCUCGAGGCAUAGAAGAUUCUUUUUUCAGUGCCAAGCAGCGAUUCUCAUCUGAAAGUUCGAUUGAUCUACGAGAGGUUUUGAGCAAUGAAAGUUCAAAGAAACUUUUGCAGAUUUGUGCAACUUCAUGGCUAUACCCUUGUAGCAUGCUAUAUGGGAAUUUUGUUGCUGUGCCAAUUCUCUCAGAGAUCUGUAUGUUCUGUGUCAAAAGGGUUAAUAAAAAGCCUUCUGAUACCUCCAAUAGAAGCCAUGCAUUUAUGAUAAACCAGGAAACUAAAGUAUACCUCUAUCAUACACUGGACGUAGCAUCUGAAAUUCGAGAGAAAACAUCUGUGCAAGGUCUGCAGUUUGACGAAGACGAUGAAGGAGAAAGCGUAGGAUGUGAAAUCUCAAAGUUAGGCGGUCUCUCUAAAGAAUAUGAUAUCUUAAGGGACAUAAUUGUUCCUUCGUCCACGAAGAGUUCCCUAUCAAGUCUUGGUUUGCGACCUACAAAGGGAGUGCUUAUUCACGGACCUCCAGGCACAGGGAAGACAUCUUUGGCUCGAUCCUUUGCCCGUGAUGCUGGUGUCAACUUUUUCUCUGUGAAUGGACCUGAGAUUAUAAGCCAGUAUUUGGGCGAAAGUGAGAAAGCUCUAGAUGAGGUAUUCAGAUCUGCUAGCAAUGCUGCACCUGCUGUGGUGUUCAUUGAUGACUUGGAUGCCAUUGCUCCUGCACGAAAAGAAGGAGGCGAGGAAUUGUCUCAGAGGAUGGUAGCUACAUUACUCAAUUUAAUGGAUGGAAUAAGUAGAAGUGAUGGCGUUGUUGUAAUUGCUGCAACCAAUAGGCCCGAUAGCAUUGAGCCUGCCCUUAGACGACCAGGAAGACUUGACAGGGAAAUUGAAAUUGGUGUACCAUCUUCUGCACAACGGUCUGAUAUACUUCGCACAAUUCUCAGUGGGAUGCAGCAUUCACUUUCAGACACCCAGCUUGAACAGCUUGCUAUGGCAACACAUGGUUUUGUAGGUGCAGAUCUAGCUGCACUGUGCUGUGAGGCAGCCUUUGUCUGUUUAAGGCAGCAUCUUAAUCAGAAAAGUUCCUCUAGCAAUUCAUCUCUUGAAGAAACACCUCUUGCUGCUUGUGAGUGCAGAGGUUCUGAGUCCUCAUCUGAUAGUUCGGAUUCUGCAUCAUCAUGUAUCACAGUUUCACCCUCGACUUCAAGGGCUCAGCAUUCAUUUGACAAUGGGACAGUCUCCUUAGCCGCAGAUGAUAUUAAAAACAGUGGCAGCUCUGGUUCUGUACAGAUGUUUAGCAAAGAAGAACAUACCUUAAGUGUAGGAUUUGAAGAUUUUGAAAAAGCUAAGAUCAAAAUCAGACCUAGUGCCAUGCGAGAGGUGAUAUUAGAGGUUCCUAAAGUUAACUGGGAAGAUGUUGGUGGCCAAAAAGAGGUGAAAAAUCAGCUAAUGGAAGCAGUAGAAUGGCCUCAAAAACAUCAGGACGCAUUCGAGAGAAUAGGGACAAGGCCACCAAGUGGGAUACUGAUGUUUGGUCCUCCUGGAUGUAGCAAGACCCUUAUGGCACGUGCAGUAGCUUCUGAAGCUAGGCUGAAUUUCCUUGCAGUCAAAGGUCCAGAACUAUUCAGCAAAUGGGUUGGUGAAUCUGAGAAGGCUGUGAGGUCCCUUUUUGCAAAGGCAAGAGCAAAUGCCCCCUCGAUUAUCUUUUUCGACGAGAUAGAUAGUCUUGCCUCCAUUAGGGGGAAAGAAAAUGAUGGGGUUUCAGUUUCGGACAGAGUUAUGAGUCAAUUACUUGUGGAGCUCGAUGGUUUGCAUCAAAGAGUUGGUGUUACUGUUAUUGCUGCUACAAAUCGGCCAGACAAGAUCGAUUCUGCCCUUCUAAGACCUGGACGCUUUGACCGCUUGCUAUAUGUUGGACCUCCUAAUGAAGCUGAUCGUGAAGCCAUACUCAAAAUCCAUUUGCGUAAAAUCCCAUGCGGCUCUGAUAUUUGUCUAAAAGAGCUCGCUUCUAUUACCAAAGGCUACACAGGAGCUGACAUAUCAUUGAUAUGCAGAGAAGCAGCUAUUGCCGCACUCGAGGAGAGUCUUGAAGCAGAAGAAAUAGGCAUGCGACAUUUAAAAGCCGCGAUUAGUCAGAUCGAACCAACAGAUAUUCGAUCUUACAAAGCACUGUCUGAAAAAUUCCAAAGACUUGUCCACACAGAUCCACAAAGAGACGACGAGGUUGCACAACCAGAUAAUAAAAGCCAAAGACCAUCAUUUUCUCUGUGGACGCCAUUGAAAUCAGUUGUGAUGUUCCUUCGCGGCCAAAUUGGUGUAUAA